Cydia fagiglandana is the source of this 1315-nucleotide messenger RNA. RefSeq names its product retinol dehydrogenase 13-like. NCBI's taxonomy places the organism in Eukaryota, Metazoa, Arthropoda, Insecta, Lepidoptera, Tortricidae. The transcript is spliced from 2 exons. Bases 156 to 1121 code for a protein of 321 amino acids. The record is from RefSeq and is a predicted model, not a curated record.
CGGACUGAUUCCACGCGUGGAUAACAUAUUUAUCUUUUUUAUCGGAUAAAACAUGUGUUCAGCGAUAUAAAACUGAUUAUUUCGGUAAUUAAAUUAAAUUUAGACUUAGUUACGAGUAAUUAUAUUAUAUAAAGCAGUGUCCUCGUCUAGGAAACAUGUUUUUAGUAACACUAUUAAUUAUAAAUGUGAUCUUUGCUUUUGUUGUAUGGGUGUACUGUAAAUUGACUAGCGGCGUAUGUAGCAGCAGCAGACAUUUGGUGGGCAAAACGGUUAUUGUGACUGGAGCGAAUGCUGGGAUCGGGUAUGAAACGGCGAAGGAUUUGGCGGCUAGAGGCGCGAGGCUGAUACUUGCGUGCAGGAACGAAACUCGCGGCCGCGCAGCUAAGGAUCAGAUAACCGCUGCUACUGGAAACUCUGAUGUCCACUACCAACACCUCGACCUUGCAUCAUUAAAAUCAGUCAGAUCAUUUGCAGACAAUAUCCUCAAAAACGAACAACGUCUCGACGUCCUCGUGAACAACGCAGGCUGUUAUGGAUCAAAUUUCGAGAAAACUGAAGAUGGACUACUUCUAGAAAUGCAGAGUAAUCAUUUCGGACCUUUCCUCCUCACCAAUUUGUUACUUCCACUGCUUAAAUCCUCAGCACCAAGUCGCAUAGUGAAUGUUUCAUCGGUCGCACACAUGGGGGCAGUUAUUGACCUCGAUAAUCUAAACGCGGAAAAGGAAACUAAAAAAACCUAUAGUAAAAUGACAGUGUAUUGUAAUACAAAGAUGUGUAACAUCUUGAUGACAGUAGAAUUGGAGAGGCGGUUAAAAGGAACGGGUGUGACGGUAAAUGCUUUACAUCCUGGAAUAAUCGCAACGGGGAUUUCCUCACACGACCGGCUAAUGAGCAGUCUAAUGAGUACCUCUUUGUUUUUCUUGAAGCCAUAUUGUAAAACACCGUGGGAAGGAGCGCAGACCACUAUCCACCUAGCCGUGGCGCCGGAGCUCUCUGGUACGAGUGGUCGGUAUUUUAGAGACUGCAGAGAAGUGAAACCGAGUAAACAAGCUCAAGAUACUGAAAUGGCUCGAAAACUUUGGGAAGAAUCGGAGAGACUGGUUAAAUUAAAAACUGCAUAGUUAAUUAUCAUAUUCAAAUAAUGCGAUUGUUUAUUAUGUGAAAGUGUCAGUGGAAUUGUGAAUGAUGUAUUUUGAUGAGAUUGACUAAUGUCCAAAAGUUAAUAUGUAAAUAAGUAGGUUUAUAAGUAAUAAAAAUAAUCAAUAAAUACAACUAAGCACAGCAAAUAAUGAUAAUGAUUAGACAAUAAACAUUU